AUGGAUCCGGAAAGCGAACUCCCCGCAGUCCGCCAUGUCAGCCAGUGGGCGAAAUUCAUGAAGGCCCAGAGCGACUGGGACCCCGACAACAGCAUCAGCAUCGACAAGUGGCUGGAGGACGUAUGCGGCGCCGUCACCGACCAUCUCGGGGCCAGGUGGGUGUUUGAGAACUUCAUCUGCUACAGAUCCGGCAAGCCCCUGGCACUGCCGGGCCUGGGCAUCAGCAUCGCGCGCCAUCUGUUGACCCAAUCGCGUCCAGCGGGCCCGAACGGCGCAAAGAUUGUGCAGUUGACUCACGGUGUUUUGCAAAUUGCUGCCUACCAGGGGAACAACACGGCGGUUGCGUCCAUACUGGAGGCUGGAGCCGACCCUAAUUAUAUUCACUCUCACUUUGGGCAUCCUGUCCACCACGCUCUAACUAAUAACCAUGUUGAGACGCUUCGACUGCUGGUUAGAUACGGUGCUGAAAUCCAUGCACCUGGUGAAUAUGCGGCUCUCAUUAGACGGGCGGCAGACAUGGGACAUGUCGAGUGCUUUCGAUAUAUAUUGUCCAUGAUCCGGGACAACGAACUGCAAUACCUUAGUCUGUGUCUCACCGCCGCAAGAGCAAAGGGUCAUAUGGAGGUUGUUCGGGUCCUAUCUGAAUGGACUACUGACAGGCAACAACAGCGCGAGAAGAAUUCUAGCUGGCUCGACCAUCUCAAACUGUGGAAAGCUAAACCGCGACCCACAUUGGACCUCGAGUUCUUCUGCGGAGAGUACGGUUCACCAGUGGACGUAGCUGUACGAAACAAUCAUGUGUAA
Molecule: messenger RNA, 804 nt
Organism: Clonostachys rhizophaga
Lineage: Eukaryota; Fungi; Ascomycota; Sordariomycetes; Hypocreales; Bionectriaceae
Source: the annotation of a GenBank genome assembly